AUGGGAGGCACUCACAACCGCGAGGAUCUAAUUUCAGACUCAGACGAGGAGGAUUAUGAAGAAGAAAACGGAGAAGAAGAAGAUUACCAAGAUUCCAAAGACGAGACUCCAGAAAGAUCUUCCUCAGAUCGAAUACCCAAAACGCCAUCCUCUAUCGAUGAAGUGGAGACUAAGCUCAAAGCCCUCAAGCUCAAAUACGGAUCGACCAAAGCCCAAAAUCCAUCUUUUAGAAACGUCGUUAAGUUGUACCUUCACAUCGACAGUAACACCCCUAAAGCCAAAUGGGUCACUUCCGAGAAGCUCACCUCUUCCUCUUUUAUCAAGACGUCGAAAAUCAAAGGUCGAGACGGAGAGAAAGUUGAUGAAGAGAGUGAAAACGAGGAGGAAAAUGGGGAAGCUUGGUGGGUUUUGAAGAUUGUUAACAAAAUUAAAGUUAAGGUCGGGGUGGAAAUGCAGUUGAAGAGUUUUGGAGAUCAACGUAGGGUUGAUUUCGUUACCAAGGAGGUUUGUGUUGCAAAUUCAAAGCAACUUUCGGUGGGUUGCUGGCAAAAGAAGCUUUCGGUGCAAUGGUCAAAAGUUGCAACUAAUUUGUUGAAAAAUGUUUGGGCUAGAAAGUUUUUUAGUGAUGAAAAGUAUAGGAGCUUUGUUAGCAAGUUUAAUGACUGUUUGUUUGAGAAUACUUGUGCGAUCGAGUCCAAUGAUGCUAACAGGGUUAAGGUUUACGGGAAGGAUUUUAUUGGAUGGGCCAAGCCUGAAGCAGCCGAUGAUUCUAUUUGGGAAGAUGCUGAGGAUGUAUCGUUCAACAGCCCUCAAUCAGUGAGGGCAAAUCAGGACCUCGGGGAGGAGUUCGAGGAGGCGGCAAACGGAGGGAUUCAAAGCUUGGCCUUGGGGGCAUUGGAUAAUAGUUUUUUGGUUGGUGAUUCUGGUAUUCAAGUUGUUAAGAAUUUUGCUCAUGGGAUUCAUGGUAAAGGUGUUUACGUAAAUUUUGACCAUGGGAAUCAGAAGAGUGCUUCAAAGUUGGUGCAUUCAACACCGAAAAGGGCUCUUCUUAUGAAAGCUGAGACGAAUAUGCUGCUCAUGAGUCCAACGACCGAGGGGAAGCCUCACACAACAGGGCUUCAUCAGCUGGAUAUCGAGACUGGGACGAUAGUUACGGAGUGGAAGUUUGGGAAAGAUGGAACUGAUGUUGGACCCAUCAGGAGCCACAUUGUUAGGAUUGGAUGA
Hibiscus syriacus is the source of this 1224-nucleotide messenger RNA. Its product is annotated as protein CYPRO4-like. The record is from RefSeq and is a predicted model, not a curated record. Bases 1 to 1224 code for a protein of 407 amino acids. The transcript is spliced from 2 exons. NCBI's taxonomy places the organism in Eukaryota, Viridiplantae, Streptophyta, Magnoliopsida, Malvales, Malvaceae. Gene Ontology annotation, cellular component: cytoplasm; nucleus.